GUGUUAUGUUUUGGUUCACGUUCUGGCAGCAGCAACUUGCUGCGGAGAUAGCUUGUUGCUUUUAUUUGUGUUGUCACUCAUUUGAAGUGGCUUAACCGAGUUUUUAAUUAUUUAAUUGUCAUAAUACAGUGCCCUUAGCUCGUAUCAUUCGCAUUGCUUUCAUUCUUUUUCGCAUAUCCUGCUGGUUUGGGAGCGAUGCUGUUUGGUUUUGAGGUUAAAGGAGACAGGCGCCAAUAUGUUUGGGGGUUAUAACGGCAAAAAAGAUGAAAAAUUAUAUCUUCUGGAGCCAGUGGUUGUAUUGGAGAGACUGCGGGAGAAACAUGCCGUAAGAAGUGUCAAAAGAGGAUCCUCCGGUGGAAACGCAUUUCCAUCAUUUGAAGGUAGUGGACGCAAGUACGGAAAGGUGAGAGGACGCCGGUACAGGAGGAAGAAAACCACCCGUAAUAUUAACACACGGAUCUUAAGAGAGGGAAGAAAUGCCUCAGAAAGUUCGAAUCACCUUGAACAAUCUGAUAGUUGCUCAAGUCAUACUAGAAGCCACAGCCAUCACAAGAAAUCACCAGUACAGGCACCAGAGAAAAGAAGUUUAGUGGAACAGGAUCCAGAAAAAAGUGUAGUGGAGCAGAGUCUGGAAAAAAGGAGUAUAUUGGAACAGGUUUCAGAGAAACAAAGUAUAGUGGAACAGGUUUCAGAAAAAAAAAGUAUAGAGGAAGAGCGACCUCACAAGUGUGCGCAAUGUGAGGAACGGUUUCACACUAGUAUUCUGUUAGCUGUUCAUAAAAGGAUCCACAAUAUUUCUGAAGAUGAAAGUGAGGGUAAUGAUGAUGUCGACGAAAUAGCCAAUGUACAUGAUAUUAUUCAUGAGAAUAGAACCAAGGACCCGUCUUUAGCAAUAUCAUCUGAUCUGGAAAAAAAUCAUGUAACUGAAAGAACAGAAACAUGUGAAGUCAACAAAGAUCCCCCAUCCACUGUUUUGCAUAUUCCUGAGAGAGAUAACUCUCGGCAAAAUAUUAAAAUCUUUGAAGAUCAAAACAAGGAUCUGUCAAUAUCUUUGUCUUCUGCUCCUGAGAAAGAGAAAGAGUUCAAAGUACCACAUAGGGAUCAUGAUUAUGCAUUAAGUGCAGACAAGAAUCCUGCUCUGAAAAGAAAAGAAGAAAAGAAUAAGAAACGUAAAAAAAAGAAUGGCCUAGCUAAUAAUAGUGCACUAUUUACCUGUAAUCAGUGCCCUGCAUCUUUCUCUCGCUCCUGGUACCUUCAGCUUCACUUGAUCCUUCUUCAUUACAUUCAUGGGAAGGACACCUUCAUUGAGUGCCCAGGCUGCAAAUCUCUUUGGGAGAAAGAGGACACUCUAAGACAGCACAUAGAGAACAGCCAUAAUUUGGACUUGGCAGUAAUGAAUGGAGAAAUAAGCUCAUCUUUGCGGGUUCCAACAGAUGCUUUGACUGGAGAAAAUAAAAAAUUUGCAAAGAAGAAGGUUUUUUCUCAAGGAUGUCCUGCCAAACCAAUUUCUUUUGGGAAUCAAAGAACUGCCUGUGAUUGGAAAGAAGCCACAUCUUUUCAGAAAGAUGAAAUUAUGGGUUUGGUGGAAUCUGAACUGAGACAUGUUGUGUCAGAAAGGAAUAAACUUGGAGAUCACCUAACUUACUGUGAUGUUCAGCGUUUGGGGCUUGAAAUUGCCCAGUGUCUCCGUGUCUCUGAUUUUUUUAAUGGAAAUCCAACAAAGCGAUGGGCUCAAAAAAUACUAGGCUCUGUAGGUCAAAUUCCUAGACCAGGAAAAUUUAGAUUUGUUCAUAAUGUAAAUGCAUGUUAUUUAAAUGCAGUGAGUAGUUUGUCAAAACGUGGCUUAUCAGAAAGCACUGUAUUUUAUGCAUUUGAGGCAAUUGUUUGCAGCGUUCAACAAAACCAAAUUGUUCAAAGAUCAUGUGGCCAUGAAGUCGAAGAAGAUUCUAUAACUGCAAUUUUUAGUACAAAUGCUAAUGGCACUGUGCUUUUACAUCCUACAUUUACUUAUCGAGGACAAAUAACUGAUUAUAAAAAUAUCCAUACCUUAGAGCUACCAUCUAUCAAAACCCCUCCUAAAGAUUUUUUUGAAUCUCCAAAUUUUCGACAAUGGUUUGCUCAGUUUCUUAUUUCUAUACCUAAGACAAGACCAGUUUUGUUACUUGUAGAGGGCGAUGUAUCCCAGUUGUCAUAUUCCAUUAUUCUAAUGGCACGAGAAAACGAUGUACACUUUGUCUUUCUACCUAGUCGGAAGCGAUUUGUGCAUUCUCAUCAACUAAUCCGUAAAUCACUUGUCUCUCCUUUGGUUGAAUCCUUUGAGAGUGAACUUGAAAAGUUCUUGAGAUCCCACAAUGCAAAAUCUGUGCAUUUACAAUAUUUUGAAGGCAUAUUUGACUCUUCUUGGGAUGCUGCUCUACAAAAAGCCGAAAUAUCCAAGAGCUUUCUCCAGUCGGGGUUCUUGCCCCUUCCUCAAACUAUUCAUCCUCUUGAAGAAGCGGCAAGAGAAUAUUUGGAUGUAGUUCUUCACUCAAAAGGAACUGUGUCUGGAACAGAUUCUUCUCAUUCAGAGAUUCAGAGCGAUGAUGGCACAUCCGUAGUACUGGUCAAACCUAAGACCCGCACUGUGUGGCAAGAUCCUUCAUUGUCACUUCCGGAGUGUCAAGUAAAGCUUGAAACUGUUCAAGACACUUCUGUAAGCAUUGAAAGUGGUAGCUGUCCUUUGCCUUUUAAUGUAAAGGAAGAACUUGGGGAGGAGCUGAUUCUUCCUGAAAAUGAUGCAGCUAUUGACUUGAUGUCUGAGGUGAAACAAGAACCAGUGGAGUACAUCCCUGAAGAACCACCAUUGCCAAUGCCUGAUGGGCUUGAGAACUUAAAGCUUGAGUGUCCCAACUGCAACCAAUUUUUCCACACUAAUGAAGACUUAACCACACACACGUGUACUGAGGACUCUGCCAAUAAUUAUUCAUGCCCAACGUGUGAUGCAGAGUUUGCAGAGGAAGGGCAGCUUUUGAAUCACAAUUGUGACAGUUGCAAUUCGGAUUUGAGUAACUCUGAUGAGUUUGAGUUGCAUACAUGUCAUAUUUGUAAUAUGUCGUUUGCGUUGAAGGAUACUCUUGAGUUUCAUAUGACAACACACCAAACCAAGCGCCUUGCAAGCCAAGGAUUGGGGACUGUGACUGGUGAAGUGUCUUUGUCAAAUACAAGUGCAUGCCGCAAAAGAGUUUUCGAACAUGUAAGCUCUUCCAUUGAUCAUCGGAUUCCAUCUAAAUUGCCCAAACAGGUUUCUUUUGAAUUAAAAGACACCAAUUGUUCCGGAAGGCAAAUUUCUCCAGCUUUGUCCUCUUCAUCAAGAACGGCUUCACCUUCAUCCUCCACUUCCUCCAGAACAUUGACUGCAUCGCCAUCUGAUAUAUGGGCUCAUUCAGAUGAUGAUGCUUGUUUGAAGAAAGAUGCAGAUAAGGGGAACACCAAUCUAGUAAAUGCGCCUGUUUUAUCGAACUGUAAAACGUCCAUUCCAAUCCCAAAACUGACACCAUCCCCUCUUCCUGAUCACGACUACCUUGGCCAACAGUGCCGGAAUGGCACAAAUUCAGCCUUCACUUCCAGUCCCAAAAAACCUAGAGAACCUGAAGUUUGUGCGGAAAAAGGUGGAGCCAGUGCGCCCUUUUCAUCCAUCAUCAUCACUAGUCAUAAUCAGUCUACAGUUUUGUCCAGGAAGCAGACAAAGAAGGUCUUUCGACGAAUACAACUUGUUUGUGCUGAAUCAAAUUGGCCAAGAGACUAAGUAAAUAAUGAUUUUUAUGAAUUCUUUGUUUUUGUUAUGAUUUUGUUUUGAUUGCAUAUCACAUAAAUACUGUACCUUUGUUUUGUAUGUUAAAGAGAUGACAGUGAGUGAGUUUUGUUAUGGUUUUGAAUCAGCAGUGUGUUCAUUAGAUUUCCCUUAUAUUGGUAAUCUAUAGUCAUUAAAGUGAUUUAUAGUCAUUAUAGAU
Thrips palmi is the source of this 3989-nucleotide messenger RNA. RefSeq lists its product as uncharacterized. The coding region runs from base 236 to 3784 and encodes 1182 amino acids. The transcript has 12 exons. The record is from RefSeq and is a predicted model, not a curated record. NCBI's taxonomy places the organism in Eukaryota, Metazoa, Arthropoda, Insecta, Thysanoptera, Thripidae.